Molecule: messenger RNA, 396 nt
Organism: Mandrillus leucophaeus (drill)
Lineage: Eukaryota; Metazoa; Chordata; Mammalia; Primates; Cercopithecidae
Product: V-set and transmembrane domain-containing protein 1-like
Exons: 3
Coding region: 1-396 (131 amino acids)
Cellular component (GO): plasma membrane
Source: RefSeq, a predicted model, not a curated record
AUGACCAUCGGGCUCAUACCCAAACCUCCAGCUGCUGAGCACAGACUGUGUCUGGGCUACGAAGAUGAGAAAAAGAAUGAGAAACUGCCCAAGCCCUCCCUCCACGCCCGGCCUAGCUUGGUGGUUGAAGCCCGGAGCAACGUGACCCUGAAGUGUCAGGCUCCUUCCAAGAAUGUGACAUUCAUUCUGCUCAAGGUGAAUGACUCUGGGUACAAGCAGGAACAGUUCUCGACAGAAGACGAAGCUGAAUUCCACUUCACGGACCUGAAGCUUAAGGAUGCUGGGAGCUACUCUUGUGCCUAUAAGACAACAGCCUCCCAUGAGUGGUCAGAAAGCAGUGAACACUUGCAACUGGUGAUCACAGGUGAGAAGGGUAGCCUCAGAUGUGCUCCUUGA